GUGAAACCUCGCGAGAUCCCAUCUCCGUCUAACGAGACUUCGCGGGGAUCCGGUCAGGCGGCGUAGGGAACACCGAGUAAACACGGCGGUUGUCAGUGAAAAGCGGUGAGAAACAGAGCGCGCGCGACGUUUGGGGUUCAGUCAACAGACGGCUGCUGAGUUAAGAUGUCCGACGAUCUGGUGAAACAGCUGGCCAGCUACAAGGCUCAGCUGCAGCAGGUGGAAGCUGCCUUGUCCACCGACCCAGAGAACGAUGACCUUCUUAAACUCCAGAAAGACUUACAGGAAGUGAUAGAGUUAACGAAGGACCUUCUAUCAAGCCAGCCAUCUGUGGCAACCACAAGUUCAGACAGCGCUGCUGUAGCCCCCGUGAGCCACUCGUGGGAGGUGGGAGACCACUGCAUGGCUGUGUGGACUGAGGACGGACAGUUGUACAAGGCAGAGAUCGAGGAGAUCGACAAAGAGAACGGCACCGCCGCCAUCACGUUCCUGGGCUACGGCAACGCAGAAGUCAUCCCCUUGCAGAACCUGAAGCCCGUGGAGCAAGGCAGCCACUCGGAAGAGAAUGGCCUGAAAUCCAAGUCCAGGAAGGCGCAGAUAGCAGAGCUGAGGGAGUACAAGAAGAAGAAGGCUUUCAAAAAGGCGCAGAGGAUGAAGGAACUGGAGCAGGAGCGCGAAGACCAGAAGUCCAAGUGGCAGCAGUUCAAUAACAAAGCGUACUCGAAGAACAAGAAAGGCCAGGUAAAGAGGAGUAUAUUUGCGUCGCCAGAGAGCGUCAAUGGAAAGGUUGGAGUGGGAACGUGCGGCAUAGCGGACAAACCAAUGACCCAGUAUCAGGACACAUCGAAAUAUAACGUGAGGCAUCUCAUGCCACAGUAACGGGGAGUCGGGUGCGAUGCCACCGGUGCGCUCAUGUUAACAGCGCUCUGCGUUAGUGAGAUUAGCUGUAGGUGGCCCAGCUUUCUGUGCAAACGGGUUCACGCGAGGGGAAUUGAAGCAGAAAAAAGUGGCUCGUGUGCGGGGAAAAGAGUCGUAAUUUUUAACUAUUAUUUUUGUAAGUAAACAUCCAGCCUAAUAGAGGAAAAGGCAAAGCGAUGCCUGAAUACGUUUCGGCAUUUUUGCUGGACACCCCCCCCCCCCCCCCCCCCCAUUUUAGUGUCCAGUUUGAGGUCCAGGCUUAAUGUGUCUCCUGGUGAGUCAGAACUCAACUGUAUAUUUGGGUUGAUUAUUGCAAUAAACUGCAGAAAAGUUUCACAAACCCUGGAAGUAAAAUUAAACAAUUACACUUUCAUAGUGGGUUUUUUUUUUUUUUUUAAAUCAAUACAUCAUAUUCCAGUAACAACUGACAACCAGUUGGUUUUGGUCAUCAGGAUGUUCUUCAGCACAUCAUAAACUGGGUGCUUAGUUGAAAAAUGUUCAGUCGUAGCUGUGUAAGGUAGAUGGUAAUGUUAGCUUCAGAACUAUUUUUAUGGUUUUGUUCUUGUAUAAUAAAGCAGAAACCCCAUGCAAAGUAAGCAUAAUGAAAUGCUAUGUUCCAUAUUUGUUUUUUGUUGAAGGCACAGAUUUUUACUAAAUUAAUGUUACUUUUAAGUUUUGUAAAUUCACAUUUUCUGAAAUAAAUGUUAAAAUGUUCGCCUUUGUCUGCAAGCUG
Molecule: messenger RNA, 1651 nt
Organism: Scleropages formosus (Asian bonytongue)
Lineage: Eukaryota; Metazoa; Chordata; Actinopteri; Osteoglossiformes; Osteoglossidae
Gene: smndc1
Product: survival motor neuron domain containing 1
Exons: 6
Coding region: 166-879 (237 amino acids)
Biological process (GO): mRNA processing; regulation of alternative mRNA splicing, via spliceosome
Cellular component (GO): nucleus; precatalytic spliceosome; cytoplasm
Molecular function (GO): RNA binding
Source: RefSeq, a predicted model, not a curated record